Messenger RNA from Photinus pyralis (common eastern firefly), 1327 nucleotides. RefSeq names its product phenoloxidase-activating factor 3-like. The record is from RefSeq and is a predicted model, not a curated record. The transcript has 4 exons. Gene Ontology annotation, molecular function: serine-type endopeptidase activity. Gene Ontology annotation, biological process: proteolysis. The coding region runs from base 424 to 1242 and encodes 272 amino acids. Lineage: Eukaryota; Metazoa; Arthropoda; Insecta; Coleoptera; Lampyridae.
AAUAAAUGAGAAUAAUUUAGCUAAAAUGAAGAAAACCCAUUUUCGGUUUUAUUGUUCAUAAUGGUACCUACAAUAAAAUUAGUUUAUUCUCAGUCACUUCGUUUGAGGCUGGUACGGCUUUUGUCGAUAAAUUAAAUGUAAAAUUGCACACCUACUUCAGGAAAUCGAUAAAAAUAUGUUAUUAAGUUUUAUCGCACCCAACAACAACUUGUGAAACAUAGACCAACUUGUUUAUUUGUGUUUAUAUAAUCGAAACCUGUAUUUAUUCACAAAAAGCAAAAAGUUAAUCUUGGCCUUUUUCGCAAAUUCUUUACUGCGAAUCUGGUUGAAGAAGAAUUGAAGGAAUGUUGUUGUAAAUCUGUCCACACGAUAAGUGGAUUGCCCCUGGAUACCACGAGUUUAGUGCAAUGUUCAACCGUCAAGAUGCUAGAACGGACAUGUUUGCUCCUUUUCAUUGUGCACGCUUUUGCCUAUGCCAAUGAUGUACUGCCAGAAGCACCUAAUUGUGGACAUCAAAUAAUUGAUUCGGCCAUGGAACUAAGACGCGUUGCUCAGGAAGGUGAAUUCCCAUGGACAGUCUUACUAAAAUAUGAUGGUGCUCAUCCGUACAGAUGUGUGGGUUCUUUAAUUAACGACAGAUAUGUACUGACGUCGGCGGUGUGCGUCAGUGCGAAAAAUUACAUAAUGAUUGGAGUGGUAGUUGGUGUACAUCGUUUACACGAAGACGCCCGUAGUAAGUUCUACGGAAUAGAAAUGGUAAUUCGGCAUGAACACUUUGAAGAUGGAAAAAAUCAAUUCGAUCACGAUAUUGCGCUGAUCAAGGUAAACGAUACUGUUAAAUAUUCAGGUUAUGUACAACCGAUCUGUCUAUCAAAAUCAGCAUCAUUACUACAACCAGAAGAUAAAGUGAUUGUGACUGGAUGGGGUAUGAAUGCUGAGGGCGAUCCAGUGGACACUAAAAAGGUGAUAAUUCGUCGCGUUAUCGCUGACGAUGUUUGCAAAGAUAAGUUUGCCAAGUACAGUGUUACUGUUGGCGAUGGUUGUCUUUGCACUGACACUCUGAAGGGUUUCAAGGAUUACAGUUGUGCCGGUGACGGGGGCGCUCCUGUUGUUGUUAAAAGUGGUGGAACAUGGUACCAAGUCGGCAUAGUUUCAUUUGGUGGUACCUGCGGCCACGAUUUCCCAGAUGGCAACACCAGAAUCUCUAAAUACAUUCCGUGGAUAACUUCCAAUUUAGUUUAAAAUCGUUGUUUGAUGUUCUGACGCAAUUGCCAAUGGGUAUGUGCGGUUCAUUUAUCUAAUUGGUGUAUUAAAGUACUUCAUCCGA